Molecule: messenger RNA, 6655 nt
Organism: Metopolophium dirhodum (rose-grain aphid)
Lineage: Eukaryota; Metazoa; Arthropoda; Insecta; Hemiptera; Aphididae
Exons: 5
Coding region: 137-6382 (2081 amino acids)
Source: RefSeq, a predicted model, not a curated record
AGAACUCAUUUAACAAAAAAAAAAUCCACACUUCAGACAUUCGGGCGUUUGUCAUUCGAUGUUCAAAAUAGUCGUAGAUGAAUACAUGUGAUGUUGGUAUAAUUUUUUUUGAGUUGUUUAAGUUAAUUUUGCCAUUAUGGCUACUUCGUGUUUUUUGUGUGUAUUCUUGAUUUGUAUAGCUGUAUCCCACGGUUAUCAUUCUAAUAUUGAUUUUAAAUCCAAGAAUGGUUCAAUGUUAAAUAAAAGUACAAAUGAUAUUGGUACAUCCUCGGCAAUCUCCAAUACAGAAUUUUUCGAUAAGGAAAAAAAAAUAACUGCACAUAAAAAUGAAAUGACCAAAGAAUGUGUUUUAAAACUAGUGGAUGAUCAAACAAACAUUUUAAAUUUUAAAAACAAUUAUGACCAAAAUAUGGAAUUAACUGAAGAUGAAAUGGUUGAAAUUAUUGGUGAAAAUUUAAGAAACUUUUGCAAAGAUAAAAUCAUUAUUUUAAAUAACUUCGACAAUAAGAGUUUUAGUAGAUCAAAACGUUCAACAGAUAAGAAACGAUAUCAAGGUCAAACCCAAACUCAAUUUGUUAGUUUUGGUUCAAAAAAUUCUAAUCAAGAAACAAAAAAUGGAUUGGCUGAAGCUUUGUCACAACCUGAUUUAUCGAGGGCAACAGUCAGUGGUUUAAAUGGUAUGGGACAAGCUCAAAGUCAGUCAAGCUUUGGUGAAUGUGAUGAAUGUUCUGGGCAGGAUUAUAGAACGCAUUCAACACACGUGGACAAUCCUCAUCUGGGAAAUUUUCCAUCGCUUCGACCUAUAAAUUCUGUUCCUCAAAAUGAAAAUUCAAGACCAUAUAGUGUAUCAAAUACAAAUAGGCAGGCACCAGGCUUACAAAAUGAAGAAAAUCAAAGAGAACAUUCUAUUAAUGGACAAUAUCCAGAUACAUAUCCAGGAUCAGGAACAAACAAUACAUUACCAGGAAACCAAUAUCAAGGUUAUGGUAGAACUCCGUCUAUCGAUGGUCAAUAUACAAGUUCGGAAACAAACAAUAAAUUACCGGGUAACCGAAAUCAAGGAUCUGGUAUCAAUCCGUCUAUCGUCAGUCAAUAUCCGGGUUUAGGAACAAACAAUAAUAUACCGGGAAAUCGAGAUCAUGGAUAUGGUAACGUACCGUAUUUUUAUGAUCAAUAUCCAGGUAAAAACCAAGGUUCAGAAUCAAAUAAUACUAAAGAACUGGGUAAUAUAGACUCGGGACGUGUAUAUAGUUCUGCAAACGAACAGAAUCCAAAUUUAGCUAAUACGAAUUCACCUGAAUCCAAAAAAACUGUAAACAAUGAUGCUGUUUACCCAAACACAUAUUCCAUUAAUUCUAGUCCAUUAAAUCCCAGUAGCUGGGACUAUCCAAAUAAAAUCGAUACUAACAAUCCUAAUGUAGAUCAGCAAAUAAAUCAGUCAGGCUUUCCCAAUAUUCCUUCAGGGUUAGGUCAUGGAAUAUUGACUCCACAUAACACACCUAAUUCCGAAUGGACGCGUCCUAGUUACAAUCCACAAGUUCCAGUAACUACUUCAAUAGGACAUCAAAAUAAACCAUCAAAUUAUCCAUCUAUCCCUAUACAUAACUAUCAACAACAAAUGCCAAAUGUUUUAGGUCAAUUAUCACCAAAAAAGCCUAUUUCAAGUGAUACGAACUCACAAAACGAGCAAGGGAUUAAAAACGAAGCUGCUGGAACUAUACACAAUGGAUAUCCGUUGUCUUCAAAUAUACACGGAGGCCAAGGUUAUACCACACUGAAUUUACCUUCGCUAUGCAAUUUCUUAUACCAGACAUGUCUUAAUGCAUUGUCAAAUAAUAAAAGAGUAAAUGAAUUUCAAAUAACUAAUUCACAAAAUAACGAAAGAAUUCCAAACGAGGGAAAACAAGUUGGUAUUACACAGGUACCUAUCACCCAACAGCAAGGUUACCCUUUAUAUGGAGGAGAAAAUAAUCAAAAUCAAAUACAGCCUAGUUAUGGACUACCUCAAGAUACAUUAGGAUCAGGCGUGCCUAGUGUACAACAUCCUGGAUACACUCCAUCUGGUGGAAAUCUAAAUCCAAUUCAACAUAGCUAUGGCCAGCCUCAAGGUACAUUAGGCUCCGGAGGGUCUGGUUUUCAACGACAUGGGUAUGUUCCAUCGGGUGGAAAUGUAUAUCAAAUGGAACCUAAUUAUGGCGAACCUCAAGGUACAUUAGGCUCGGAAGGGCCUGGUUUUCAACAACCUGGAUACGUUCCAUCAGGUGGAAAUAUAAAUCACAUUCAACCUAGCUAUGGCCAACCUCAAGGUUCAUUAGGCUCUGGAGGGCUUGGUUUUCAGCAACCUGAGUAUAAUCCAUCAGGUGGAAAUAUAAAUCAAAUUCAACCUAGUUAUUACCAACCUCAAGGUACAUUAGGCUCUGGAGGGUCUAGUGUUCAGCAAUCUGGAAAUGUUCCAUCUGGUGGAAAUAUAAAUCAAAUUCAACCUCAAGGUACGCUAGGCUCCGGAGGAUCUGGUUUUCAACAACCUGGGUACGUUUCAUGGGGUGGAAAUGCAAAUCAAAUGGAACCUAAUUAUGGCCAACCUCAAGGUACAUUAGGCUCUGGAGGGCCUGGUUUUCAACAAUCUGGAUACGUUGCAUCUGGUGGAAAUAUAAAUCAAAUGCAACCUAAUUUUGGUCAACCUCAAGGUACAUUAGGCUCUGGAGGGUCUGGUGUUCAGCAAUCUGGAAAUGUUCCAUCUGGUGGAAAUAUAAAUCAAAUUCAACCUCAAGGUACAUUAGGUUCCGGAGGGUCUGGUUUUCAACGACCGAGUUACGUUCCAUCUGGUGGAAAUAUAAAUCAAAUGCAACCUAAUUUUGGUCAACCUCAAGGUACAUUAGGCUCAGGAGGGAUUGGUGUCCAGCAACCUGAAAAUGUUCCAUCAGGUGGAAAUAUAAAUCAAAUUCAACCUCAAGGUACAUUAGGCUCUAGAGGGUCUGGUGUUCAGCAAUCUAGAAAUGUUCCAUCUGGUGGAAAUAUAAAUCAAAUUCAACCUCAAGGUACAUUAGGCUCCGGAGGGACUGGUGUCCAGCAACCUGGAUACGCUUCAUCGGGUGGAAAUAUAAAUCAAAUGCAACCUAAUUUUGGUCAACCUCAAGGUACAUUAGGCUCUGGGGGGACUGGUGUCCAGCAACCUGGAUACGCUUCAACGGGUGGAAAUAUAAAUCCAAUUCAACCUAGUUAUGGCCAACCUCGAGGUACAUUAGGCUCUGGUAGGCUUGGUUUUCAGCAACCUGGAUACAAUCCAUCAGGUGGAAAUAUAAAUCAAAUUCAACCUAGUUAUGGCCAACCUGAAGGUACAUUAGGCUCCGGAGGGACUGGUGUCCAGCAACCUGGAUACGCUUCAUCGGGUGGAAAUAUAAAUCAAAUGCAACCUAAUUUUGGUCAACCUCAAGGUACAUUAGGCUCUGGGGGGACUGGAGUCCAGCAACCUGGAUACGCUUCAACGGGUGGAAAUAUAAAUCCAAUUCAACCUAAUUAUGGCCAACCUCGAGGUACAUUAGGCUCCGGAGGGUCUGGUUUUCAACGACCUGGGUACGUUCCAUCUGGUGGAAAUAUAAAUCAAAUGCAACCUAGUUAUGGCCAACCUCAAGGUACAUUAGGCUCUGGAGGGUCUGGUGUUCAGCAAUCUGGAAAUGUUCCAUCUGGUGGAAAUAUAAAUCAAAUGCAACCUCAAGGUACAUUAGGCUCUGGAAGGUCUGGUUUUCAACGACCUGGAUACGAUCCAUCUGGUGGAAAUAUAAAUCAAAUGCAACCUAGUUAUGGCCAACCUCAAGGUACAUUAGGCUCUGGAGGGCUUGGUUUUCAGCAACCUGGAUACAAUCCAUCAGGUGGAAAUAUAAAUCAAAUGCAACCUAUUUAUGGCCAACCUCAAGGUACAUUAGGAUCUGGAGGGUCUGGUGUUCAGCAAUCUGGAAAUGUUCCAUCUGGUGGAAAUAUAAAUCAAAUUCAACCUCAAGGUACAUUAGGUUCCGGAGGGUCUGGUUUUCAACGACCGGGUUACGUUCCAUCUGGUGGAAAUAUAAAUCAAAUGCAACCUAAUUUUGUUCAACCUCAAGGUACAUUAGGCUCAAGAGGGACUGGUGUCCAGCAACCUGAAAAUGUUCCAUCAAGUGGAAAUAUAAAUCAAAUUCAACCUCAAGGUAUAUUUGGCUCCGGAGGGUCUGGUUUUCAACGACCUGAUUACGUUCCAUCUGGUGGAAAUAUAAAUCAAAUGCAACCUAAUUUUGGUCAACCUCAAGGUACAUUAGGCUCAGGAGGGACUGGUGUCCAGCAACCUGAAAAUGUUCCAUCAGGUGGAAAUUUAAAUCAAAUUCAAUCUCAAGGUACAUUAGGCUCUGGAGGGUCUGGUGUUCAGCAAUCUGGAAAUGUUCCAUCUGGUGGAAAUAUAAAUCAAAUUCAACCUGGUUAUGGACAACCUCAAGGUACAUUAGGCUCUGGAGGGCUUGGUUUUCAGCAACCUGGAUACAAUCCAUCAGGUGGAAAUAUAAAUCAAAUUCAACCUAGUUAUGGCCAACCUCAAGGUACAUUUGGCUCUGGAGGGUCUGGUGUUCAGCAAUCUGGAAAUGUUCCAUCUGGUGGAAAUAUAAAUCAAAUUCAACCUACUUAUGAUCAGCCUCAAGAUACAUUAGGUUCUAGUGGGACUGGUGUCCAGCAACCUGGAUAUUCACCACCUGGAGAACCUAACCGAAAUGGUCUUUCAAGUGUUCAAUCACCUUUAGAUGGAAAAAGAGUACCUCAAAGUUAUCCUGGAUCGUAUGGUGAUAACAGUUUUAGAGGUCCAUCUCUUAAGCCAGGAUCAGAAAUGGAAAAUAUUAAUCCAUCACCAAACCCAAUAAUCGGUGGUCAGUUUGGAACUGAUAUAUCAUCUGGAGGUUCUGUGACUCCUAUUGACACUGAAGGAGGAGAUGCACAAUCAAUGACUAAUGUAGAUGUUGAUGGCCAAGAAACUAGAGCGUCGGCUUCAGCUCAAGGAAAGUCCAAAACAGGUAUGAGCCAGACUCAAGUAUCUGGAUCAUAUUUAGGAACAGGAACAUUUUCUGCUCAAGCUCAAACAAGCGAUAGCGAUAAAGGAGCUCAAAGCCAAAUUGUAAGUAAUACAAAUGGUACAACAAGUACAGCUCAAGGAAAAGGUGGAAGGGGACAAGCACAAUCCCAAGUUCUUUAUAAUGCAGAUAAUGGCAUUGCCCUAGGUGAAGCACAAAGCUCAGGAAUUAAUUAUGGGACAAACACUCAAUUGCAAGCUGGUAUAAAAGGAGGAGUGGCAGAUGCACAAUCAACUGGCCCAGGAAGUACUUCCAGCCAGGCUCAAAUAGGUUUCUUACCACAUGAGUCCAACAACAGCACUAAUCAAAAGUCAUUAUUUAAAGGUAGUGGUUCAACUUCAGCUCAAGGUGGAUCAUAUAGUGGUCAAUCGCAAAGUCAACUGUAUGGGUCAUAUAAGCAUGGAAUUUCAUACAACGGUGCUGCUCAAGCAAGUACUGGUAAAAAACUUCAAAACUUACCAAAAUUAAAUUUGGCUGAUGCCAAGUUAAAAAUUGGGCAACUCGAAAGAUCUAAUAAUGAAGUUAAAAAUCAAACUAAUGCACUCCCAAACUUACAGCCUAUUCCAAUUGUAUUACGAUCUCAAAAUCAAGUAGAAAAUUCCAAUGUUGAUAACCAAAAACAGCAAAAUAUAUCUUCAACACAGACUCCAUCUAUUUUACCACAAGAAUCGUCUAAGAAUAUCGAUGUUUAUCCUGAAUACGAAGAUAAUGAUGAAUAUGAUGAAGAUAGUGAUGAAACUGUAAAUACAAAAUCAGUACAAACAAAAAAAGAAACAAUCCCAAAUCAAGAGCAAAAUAUUAUUUUGAAAUUAGAUGACAAACAUGAUGCCCAAAUUACUCGUGAUUCUGAUAGUCAGCUGAAAUCUGGACAAGUAUUAGAUGCUGGUCAAGUUAUACCAGGGACUAACGGUACUAAAAUACCAAAUGGAUUUAGAGGAAGGGUAGCUUCAGUAGCUGGAGACCAUACCGAAGCUAAAGCAAUUCCGGGAGGUCAAGCUCAAACUCAAACUGUAUUCUUAACACCCGGAGUAGGUAGUUUAACUGUGGUAGACAAAACAAAAUUAAGAGCGCAGUUAAAUAAAGAAUCAUAUGUUAAGCCAAUUAAAAGUUUCAAAACUGAAAUUAAUGGAGGAAUAGGCAAAUUUAAACCAGAUGAAAAGAAUGUUCAGUAUUUUACUAAAUCAUCAACUUGUGGUUACUUUUCAUUUUCGUGUAACUAUGUAAAUGGAGCAAAAGAUGGGCCUAAGAUAUGUAAGCCAAAUCCACCACCUUUCCCAUGCCAGAAAACUAAUAAUUAAUGAUUAUAACAAAUAUUAGAAUAAUAUUUUUUUUUUAUAAAACAAUUAUUUAUAUUUUAGUUAAGUUAAUUGAGUACAAAAUUGUAUACUAAUUAAACCUAACUUUGUACUAUGAAAUAUAGAAGUUCUAUUAAAGUAACAUUUAUUAUUUUAUAUACUAAUUUAGCUACUAUUAUCGUUUUGCACAUGAUUAUUGCUAUAUAAAAGAAAAUUCACAAAUACUAAAUGUAUUAAUACAUAAUAAGUCAAUAAAAAAAUGGAAAAUGAAAAUGU